This is a messenger RNA of Gryllus bimaculatus (two-spotted cricket), 1302 nucleotides long. The record is from the annotation of a GenBank genome assembly. Lineage: Eukaryota; Metazoa; Arthropoda; Insecta; Orthoptera; Gryllidae.
AAUUGGCCUCGUUCCUCGCAAUGCCGUCCACAGUGCGGCGCCGCAGGCGUCGGUGGGUGUCGCGUGCGUUCAUUGGCUGACGCCGAUCCGCCCGGUGGCGCCUCUGGCGGCGGCGCGGGGCGAGCGGGCCGUGACGGGCCGCGCCUUCAGUGCGGGGCCGACCGCGUCCCGCGCGAUCUGGUGUGGGAGAUAGCGCCGCUGCCGACAUCGCCACCGCCACCGCCACCGCCACCGCCAGCGCAGCCGCCGACGCUGCCACCGCCGCCCGCCGAGCACACGGAGCGCUCGCUUUUGUUUUGUUUUGGAUUUACCUCGUUUUCCCGUCGGCCGGAGACGGAACCCACUGGGAGGGCAGCCAUCUCGACAUCCCCUUUCAUUUCCUCUCGCGUCCUCCGCGCAGGCUCCGCGUCGCGGGCUGGAGACGCGGCCCCGCACGAUGGCGCGUGGCGCGACGGGAGGGCCCGCGGCGGCGCUCGCCUGAGAAGCCCCGGCCGAAGCCUCCGCGGCGCGAGCCCUCGCUCACGCCCACGCGCCCGCGCGCGGAAAUUAAGGCGCCAACUUUCAGGGGCGUCUCGCCCCGCCCCCCGCCCCUCGCUCCUCGCCACGCCACUGCCGCCGGCCCGGGCUGCUGCGCGUGGCGACGCAUGGGGCCACUCGGUGGGCGACCCCGCGAGGAGGGCGCGGGAAGCGGCUGAGGAUGCAGGAGGCUCGCAUGAAGUAGCGCGCUCGCCCAUGGAGGACGCGUGGGAGGCGGAGGCAGCGGAGGCGGCGGCGGCGGAGGCGGCGGCGGCGCAGGCGGUGGCGGCGGACGCGCCCACCACCACGCCCAGCCCGCGCACGCUGCAGCGCCAGCGGGCGUGCGAGGCGCUGAUGGAGGGCGACGCCCCCGACGCCGCCGCCGACGCCCCGCUGCGCUGCGCCAUCGCCUGGGACGGCGUCAAUUGCUGGCCUGAGACGCCCGCCGGCGCCCUCGCCGUGCAGCCCUGCUUCGACGAGCUCAACGGCAUCCGAUACGACAUCAGGCAGAACGCGACGAGAAUGUGCUACUCCAACGGCACGUGGCGCAACUACUCGGACUACGUGCACUGCCGCGAGCUGGUGGAGGCGGAGGCGGACGAGGACGCCGCCAUGGCCUUCGUCUUCUUCGUGGGCUUCUGCCUGUCGCUGGUGGCCAUCGCCGUCGCCAUCUGGAUCUUCCUCUACUUCAAAGACUUGCGGUGUCUUCGUAACACCAUUCACACCAAUUUAAUGGCGACGUACAUCUGCAAUGAUGCAACGUGGAUUAUUAGCGCAGUGGUACAG